Messenger RNA from Arachis ipaensis, 2548 nucleotides. The record is from RefSeq and is a predicted model, not a curated record. Lineage: Eukaryota; Viridiplantae; Streptophyta; Magnoliopsida; Fabales; Fabaceae.
GAAAAAGGUAGAAGAAUGUGGCAGCAUCAUCAUCAACUCAAGAAAGAAAAGCAAAGCAUAUUCACUAUUUCAGUCUUAAACUCUCACGCAUAAGCUAAACUAAGCAAAACUACUCCAGAUUCUUUCAAAAACAACACCACCACACUUUCAAGAAACAAAGAAAAUGCAGCAGAACCAAAAUGUCGAUAUUGACCAUCAGCUCCCCGAAAUCAAAAUCCACCACCCCUCCGCCGCAUCCGCCGCAUCCACCCCGACGCCCACUGCCGGCGCCCGCCGCAAGAUCGGUGUAGCCGUCGACCUCUCCGAUGAGAGCGCCCACGCCGUCCGCUGGGCGGUCCACCACUACAUCCGCCCUGGAGAUGCCGUCGUGCUCCUCCACGUCAGCCCUACCAACGUCCUAUUCGGCGCCGAUUGGGGCUCCAUCGACCUCUCCAUCAACACUGAUCCCGUCUCCGAGGAGGAGGCCGUCGCUGCCGCUAACCAAGGAAGCGGAGACAAUCGCCGGAAGCUGGAGGACGACUUCGACGCGUUCACGGCGUCGAAGGCAGCGGAUCUGGCUCGGCCACUUAGGGAGGCGCAGAUUCCUUACAAGAUCCACAUUGUGAAGGAUCAUGAUAUGAAGGAGAGGCUGUGUCUCGAGGUUGAGCGGUUAGGACUCAGCGCCGUCAUCAUGGGAAGCAGGGGAUUUGGCGCCGUCAGGCGCGGCAGCGACGGCAAGCUUGGCAGCGUCAGUGAUUACUGUGUUCAUCACUGCGUCUGUCCUGUCGUCGUUGUACGGUAUCCUGAUGAUAAAGACGCUGAGGUUGCUGGUAACGCUGCUGCUGGAAGCCGUGCUCCUGCUGCGGUUGUGGCGGUUAAGGAAGGCGAGGAUGGCGAGGCGGUGAUCAAGCCGGUUCCGCAUGAACAUAAAAAAGUUUAUGCUAAUGAUUUGAAGUGCGCGUAUUGAGUUUCAGCAUGAUCUUCAAAGUCAUGGUUUGAUCAUAAACUCAUAACUAUGAAGUUGCUUUCAGCUUAGCAUGUUAUUCAGUUAUUGGUUAUUUGUUUGCAAACUUAAACUAUGAACCAAACUAGCCCUAAGGUGUGGGUGUUUUUGUUCUUAUAUUUGGUUAUGGAAUUUGUUGCAGUUAUAGUAAGGGGCAACUUUUGUUGUUGAUUUUGUGAACUGAAGAAAUAAUUUCCCGUGCUUGAGUAUUUAAAUGUUUCGCUUUUCUGUAUGUAACAUAUUGUUCUUCACUGAUGUUACGGAUUGGGAUUGGGAUAUGGAUACAUAGUUGGCUUGAUAGCUGUGAAUCGUGAGAGUAAUGCUGUGUUAUAUUUAGGUUUUGGUUUUGAUUUUGAUCCUGGUAAUUUAGUAGUGGAAAGCUCUGAAGCAGGGUUGCCAUUAUUGUACGGAUUAGUAUUGUUGAUUAUGUGAUUAGUUAUAAGUUUUCUAAUGAGUCCUCUAAGAAUAGUUUGUUAAGGUUUCAAAAUUUGUAAGUUUUUAUGAAAGCAUUCCAUGCAUUAAGAACCCAAGAAUUUGUCAAAUUGGAAAAGCUUAAUAAGUGUCUCUAGGGGCGGGUUAUAUAAAUUUUGAAAUUUAAUUAUAUUGAUUGGAUUUUAAUAAUUAUAGGGGCGGGUAAAGGCGGGGCGGGUACCCGCAGGGGGGGGUUAGGGUUCAACUUUUUACUACCCGCAGUAGCAGCGGGGCGGGUUCUAUGCGGGUUAUUGUAGGGCGGGACAGGGUCGGGUAGAGCAAAAACCCGCUCCUACCCGCCCUGUUGCCACCCCUAUCUAGGGCCCUUGUUUGCAAAUCCCUAAUCGAUGGAUGUUGGAAUAAUCAGUAUUGCAUUGCUCUCAAUCAUGUUAUUUGUGACUAAUAUAUAUAUAUCAACGGUGUGUCAAAACCAAGGUGUUGAUUGUUAGCUCUCUGAGUUGUUGAUUUUGAAUCUGCCUACUACUACCUGUGCAAUCUUUCUCUAAAGCAUGUGAAGAAAGUAAGAAACUAGUCAUUGUACUUGAUCUCCAAAACAUACCUACUAUGCUUACCCCUGCAAAUUUCCAAUUAUGUGGUGUGGUGCUGCAUUGUGCAUGCUCAAGGACUUUAGCUAAUCCCAAAUUAGAGAAGACAUGGUUUCAUGUAAAUAUUAAUUUAGAUGUUAUGGGAUUUGGGCCUAGGGAAAAGGUACAUUUGCAUUGCAUAUUUGCAUUCCACAUGGUUUGUCAUAAUUGUAAACAUUAGGGCAAGGCAUCAGCUAUUAUUGAUGAGGACGGUUAUGGUGUAUAAGGCUGUGGUCCUUCUUGAACCUCUCUUUAUUAUGCUUUGCAGUUUCUGAUUUCUGAAAACAGAUAUUGAGUUGCAAAUAGUUAUAAAUGCUUUGUUUAGCUGCUCAUUGAUGUUUAUGUAGCUUCAUGGGCCACAUUUACAUAUACAUUCUUGGCUAGCUAAAUUUGUUGCUGCGAUGUUGUACCUGUUGAUUCACACAUUAGGUGCCACGUGGAGAGUAUUUCCAAAGGAUCUUCUUAAUGAAUGUAAAUAGUGAAACCCCCCCCCCCCCCCACCACAAACAAA